This is a messenger RNA of Camelus dromedarius (Arabian camel), 1298 nucleotides long. It is a transcript of the gene FIBP, whose product is annotated as FGF1 intracellular binding protein. Gene Ontology annotation, molecular function: fibroblast growth factor binding. Gene Ontology annotation, cellular component: nucleus. Gene Ontology annotation, biological process: platelet aggregation. The record is from RefSeq and is a predicted model, not a curated record. Bases 93 to 1145 code for a protein of 350 amino acids. Lineage: Eukaryota; Metazoa; Chordata; Mammalia; Artiodactyla; Camelidae. The transcript has 10 exons.
CUCCCGGAAGUGGCCCGGCGGCGGCGCGCCCGGCCCGGGCACUGCUCGCUCCUGUUGGGGCGCUGCGGCAGCGCCCGGGUUCGGGCGUCGCUAUGACCAGCGAGCUGGACAUCUUCGUGGGGAACACGACCCUCAUCGACGAGGACGUGUAUCGCCUGUGGCUGGACGGUUACUCGGUGAGCGACGCGGUGGCCCUGAGGGUGCGCUCGGGAAUCCUGGAGCAGACCGGCGCCACAGCAGCGGUGCUGCAGAGCGACACCAUGGACCACUACCGUACUUUCCACAUGCUCGAGCGCCUGCUACACGCACCGCCCAAGCUGCUGCACCAGCUCAUCUUCCAGAUCCCGCCCUCUCGACAGGCACUGCUUAUCGAAAGGUACUAUGCCUUUGACGAGGCCUUUGUGCGGGAGGUCCUAGGCAAGAAGCUGUCCAAGGGCACCAAGAAGGAUCUGGAUGACAUCAGCACCAAAACAGGCAUCACCCUCAAGAGCUGCCGGAGACAGUUUGACAACUUUAAGCGAGUCUUCAAGGUGGUGGAGGAAAUGCGGGGCUCCCUGGUCGAUAACAUCCAGCAACACUUCCUCCUGUCUGACCGGCUAGCCAGGGACUAUGCAGCUAUCGUCUUCUUUGCCAACAAUCGCUUUGAGACAGGGAAGAAAAAACUGCAGUAUCUGAGCUUUGGUGACUUUGCCUUCUGUGCUGAGCUCAUGAUCCAGAACUGGACUCUCGGAGCCGUGGGUGAGGCCCCCACUGACCCAGACUCUCAGGUAGACGACAUGGACAUGGACUUAGACAAGGAGUUUCUCCAGGACUUGAAGGAGCUUAAGGUGCUUGUGGCUGACAAGGACCUUCUGGACCUGCAUAAGAGCCUGGUGUGCACUGCCCUCCGGGGAAAGCUUGGUGUCUUCUCUGAGAUGGAAGCCAACUUCAAGAACCUGUCCCGGGGGCUGGUGAAUGUGGCCGCCAAGCUGACCCACACUAAGGAUGUCAGAGACCUGUUUGUGGACCUCGUGGAGAAGUUCAUAGAACCCUGCCGCUCGGACCACUGGCCGUUGAAUGAUGUACGGCUCUUCCUGAAUCAGUAUUCAGCGUCGGUUCACUCCCUGGAUGGCUUCCGAUUUGCCUGUUCUGGAUGUAUUACGUAAAUGGAAUAUGAGGACUUUUGUGUCUGGCUUCUUUCAUCUAGUGUAAUAUUUUCAAAAUUCAUCCACGUUAUAGCACGUCAGUUCUUCAUUCCUUUUUAAUGGCUGAAUAAUAUUCUAUGGUAUGAACACUUUUAAAAAAUCCAUUCAUCAAUU